Messenger RNA from Penaeus monodon (black tiger shrimp), 1822 nucleotides. Its product is annotated as Krueppel-like factor 2. Lineage: Eukaryota; Metazoa; Arthropoda; Malacostraca; Decapoda; Penaeidae. Bases 13 to 1350 code for a protein of 445 amino acids. The transcript has 3 exons. The record is from RefSeq and is a predicted model, not a curated record.
UCAAUCGCAAGCAUGAAGGGCCCUGUGGCAACCCUUAAACCCGAGGAAGGUCCUCGGUUCAUAGGACCUGACACUCCUAUCGACUCCUGGCCCUCCGUGUACAUCAAGGAGGAGCUCCUCGAACCUGCGGACAACAAUAACUCCAACUCGCCGGACCCGCUCAAGACGGUGGGCAAGGUCGCGAUCGGGGAAGCCCAUGACGAUCCGGGCGUCACACACACCGACCUUUCUGAUGGAGAAGUUCGCGUGGAAGUGUCCAGCUCGACCAACGGCGCCGUCGCCGUGAACACCUCGCCCUCACAACACGACUCCUUCCUCGCCCUCUGCGGCGACGCCAGCGACCAGCCGCAGGAUGUUUGUGGUGACAACGGCCGCGUGACCCCCGUGGACCGCGACAGCAAGCUGUCCCCGGCCGCCCGCAACAGCCCCGAGUUCGUCUCCACGUACAUCCAGCAGCUCGACAACUACCCCGCCGCGCAGGCCCCGCCCCCGCAGUGGUACAGCUACAGCAGCAGUCAGUGGGCGCCUUACGGCUACCUCCCCCCCGCGCCCCCGACGGCAGUCUACACCGCCAACUACUAUGCCCCGCAGCCCUACCCCGCGGGCCCGCAGUCGCCACAGCAGAUCUAUUCCGGGCAGCACGUCACCUACUACGCGGCGCCGCCUCCGCCCGCGUUCUCGCACCCCGGCUGGGGCCCUCCUCCCCACAGCCCCAACCCCGCCAAUGCCCCGUCGCCCACCCUGCCUCCGCACGGCUCAUCGGGGCCGCUGCCGCCCUUCAGCCACCCUCAGCGGGGCUCCUUCACCUACAGCUCCCCGAUCUACCAUCCGGCCUCCACCUCCCACCUGGACGAGGCCGAGACCCACUCCGUGCACACGACGCAUUCCGGCCAGACCUCGCACUCCACGAUGCACGGCCAGACCAGCGUGUCGCCCCACUCCUCCCCGGCCCACACCACGCACCUGCCCCCCCUGGGCCACAACGCCCACCUGUCCGCGCCCCACCCGGCCAGCCUCCCGCACCACGUGACCCAGAGCGGCACGUCGAUGGCCCUGAACAGCGUGAAGUGCGAGCCGAGGGAGGUGACGAGCACCAGCAGGAACCCUGACCAAGGAAUGCCCGCAUCCACCGGACGCUCCUCCACGCGAGUCUUUAGUUCUGCUCUCGAGGCCACCUGCGCUCUCUGCGGGGUCAAGUUCGCAUCUUCCGGGCACUUGAAGCGGCACCUGCAAGCCCAUGGUGCCAACAGGAGGUUCCGGUGCCACGCCUGCGACUGCGCCUACAGUCGCCAGGACAACCUCAGAAAGCACGUGGCAGCCGCCCACGAAAACCACAACGCAGCAAACUAAGGGAGGCCUAUCCUCUGCCUCUGCCGCAGAAGUCACUUAUGCACAAUAGAUUCUCGCGGGAAUGAGCCGUUCGUUUUCACGCGAAAAAAGAGUAAACCUUAAAAUCACAUUAUAGUGGGGAGUUUACAGGUUCCCUGAUCAGGAUCUUGAUGUGCCCAGUUAUUUUUUUGCAAUUCUAGUAUUGAGUCAGUGUCUGAAAUGUUUAGGAAGCAUUUUUAAUUGUUCUGGUGCAGCGACAAACGUUUCUAUGUCCAGCAUCAGGAAAAAUGUAAACUUUUACUGUGUAAGUUUCCCCCCGAGACUUACUGAACAUGUAAAAUACUGUGCUAAAUUUGUAUUUUUUAGGAAUUGUAUUUGAUAUGAUAUGCAUUGCAUAGCAGACCAGACAAAUAACAUGAAUGUGAUAACUCAUGUGCCCGAUGAACGAGUGAAUAUGUGUGUGUAAAUAUGUAAAUACAGUUUAUAUACGUAC